This is a messenger RNA of Alligator sinensis (Chinese alligator), 8060 nucleotides long. It is a transcript of the gene ZNF821, whose product is annotated as zinc finger protein 821. Bases 3717 to 5120 code for a protein of 467 amino acids. Lineage: Eukaryota; Metazoa; Chordata; Crocodylia; Alligatoridae. Gene Ontology annotation, biological process: regulation of transcription by RNA polymerase II. The record is from RefSeq and is a predicted model, not a curated record. The transcript has 5 exons. Gene Ontology annotation, cellular component: nucleus. Gene Ontology annotation, molecular function: DNA-binding transcription factor activity, RNA polymerase II-specific; RNA polymerase II cis-regulatory region sequence-specific DNA binding.
GAAGGCAAGGGAACCUUGCUGGCCUUUUUCCCAGAAGUAGCAAGAGCUGUGUCCUGCAUUUGCAUGGAUCAGAGAGAUGACGACUGUGGAAAAGAAUUGUUGCCUGCCACAUCGAUUCUCCACCUGGUUCUGGCUGCUGCACAUCCCUCCUGCACAGUCUCAGAGGCUGCCCCUACUCUCGGCUGUCCUGCUCCUUCACAAGAUUGUGGAGAGAAGAACCCAAGGGAAGAGGCUUUUUCAUGAAGUUUCUCUGUGUCUAGCUGUCUGUAAUUCAAGCAUAGCUGCUGGGUUUGGCACUGCAGUUAGCUGUGUUUAAUAAAGAAACUUCUGGAGGAGGGCCUGCCAUUGCAGCAUCAUGCAUGCUGUCCUCUCCUGACACUGCUCCCUUUCCAAAGGGAAGCAAACGUCACUGAAGCAGGAGAGGUGUAAAUGCACAAACAGUAUAACCCUGCCAUUGCCAAUCACAGAAAAGCAGCAGCUGGUUCCUCCGUUACCAACAGUGCACUCUUCUAAACUCCUUAGAGACCAGGCCAGUGGGGUAUGUGGGGAGAAAUGUGGCCCCAGGAACACUCAGAGUUCAAACGAAAGAUUCCUGCCUCUAUUCUCAACUGCAUAUGUUUGCUCUGAACGUGUGCAACCCUAACACACUGCUGGCGUGGGCAGAAUGCCAAGAGCAUGCAGCACCAACGCAAGGAACGGCUGUAAGUUGUACUGCCUCCGCGCUUCACUGCUGCUGGGAGGCACCGCCUUGGCUUCACGUGCGUAACAGGGCAGUGGGCAGGUAUCACUGCCUUGCUCUAUGACUGCCGCCAGUGCUGUUCACAGGAAUCAUGUCCUGUGCUCUGCCCACUCCUGUGAAGUACCAGGCUUUGGAAACCUUGACAUCACACCUUUGUCCACUCAUUCUGCAUACUUGAUAAGGAACCUGCCACAACAGGCCUAUAAGGCCUGCUUCCCCAGGGACCACAACCCAUCGCAGGCUUGGGGGAGGGAGGGAAGAGGACAGCACAGACAUGUGCUUCCCCCAGUAGCUCUAGCACUGUGGAAUUGCUUGCUGAUGCACCCCUGUAGCACGCCACAGACCUUCUGGUUCCAGAAUGAUUCCCUCUGGCUGGCAGCCACUCGGUAGCAAGGUACCAGCAGGUGAUCAGUGUAUUUUCCCUGGGGCUCUUCGUGGUCUGUUGAGAUCAGCAACAGAGGUGCUGAAAUGCUGCAGUACCUGCUGAUUGCCCCAGGCCUCGAAUAACUCGGUUCUGCAAGUCUGAGUUAUCACGACGCACACGUGGCUCCAUCCUUUCACUUGCACUGUGCACAAUUGUCUGCUACUGGGGGGUGUGUGCCUGUGUUGCAAGUUACCCUAGGCACUGCUGCUUUCAGUAGCCAGCACCACCAGAACACCCUCCACCACAUCUUCUAAGACAAGGCCUUGUGGCAUUCGCGUCUGUCCUCUUGACUCCAAAAGCUGCAGCAGAAACCUUUCUUGAUAAAGUGCACGUCCUGACCUUCCCUUCUGAGAGAAGCAGGAGGGAGCAAUAGUACCCUGAGGUGCCAGGAGCUUCCAGGAUUCCAGUUCAGCCUUUUCUUCCAUAGUGCCCCUGGCAUGUCUGAAGCCCUUCUGCAAUCUCCCACAAGUCACUGCUUCCUGAAGCCGUGCCAGUUGCUCUGGGAUAUGUGCUAGGAAAGGAGCACAAGCGCAGCGGCGAAGCAGAAUGGGGACUGAAGCAGUCUGGCUAGCAUGGAGCACCAGACCAAUGGUGCUUACCCUGCUAUAUGCCACAGGGCUAGCUCUCCAUGGGGCAGUUUUCUCAUUGUAUUGGGACCAGCUGUGGCUCCAAGGUUAAAGCUGAAUUUCCCACUUAAAGCAGAGGUUUGGCUUUGUCACAUAUGAAAAGUACUUUGUGUCUGCCUCUGUGCUACCGUAUUUGCUCUUUGAAUAACUAUGGCAUUUCCUAAGACUUUACCAGUAAAUCUAUCAAUCAGAGUUUAAUUUAUUAAGAACUAUUUCACUGAUAUUUAGAACCCUACAGCAGACCUUUUUUCUGUCCUGAGUGAUUUCAGCUCAAACUGCAGAUUUUUGGAUCUGGAGCAAUGGUAGUUUUUACAAGUAAAUUUUUACUUCCAAAACAGUCAGUUUCUUCCCCGCUGUCCUUCUAACUGCAAGUUUGGUUGGUUGGCAGAAGCAGCAAAUGUUUCCUUUCAGAACAACGCAAGUAGUUUCCAAUGCAUCUUUGCUCGUUGCACUCAGUGAGCCUGAACUUAUACACAGGGCAUCCUUGGCAAGGAUGCCAACUUCCUCUAUUCACUUUCUCCUCCAAGUGUCCUCCUCUGUCUUCUGUCCAUGUUGGGUGGCACCAACCUCCUGGAGGGCAGCUUGGCUUCACUCCCAUGGAGAACAAAGGAAGGCUUUGAUGAUCCUUGCUAUGGGAAGCCACUGCCUCAGUCCCACUGAGAGCAAUGGGACAUGGUAACCAUUGUGUACAAGGGCACUUCCUCAGGAGCUUCUCAGAAAAAGCAUUUUUAUACAUCCAGCCUCAGGGGAGGGACCCAUUUCUGUUACGAAGAUAAGGACAAAAAAGCACAACCCAAGAUACUUUUAAAGAACUAACUCACCAGAGCUGCACCAGAUCCACUCAACAGUGCCGGGGGGGAGGUGCUGACAAAUGGGGCAAGGAGAGCUAGAGCAUGGCCUGCACCAGAGGGGCUCAGGCUGCAGAAGAAAGGGGUGGCCCUUCCAGCAGAGGGAGGAUUCAGCAGUGCGUGCAGGGGGUGAGGAGGACAGGGAGGGGACCUGAUGUAUGCUCUGACAGUGCACGGCAGCUGUAAGCCCAGCAUGACUGGCCAGUGUCAUCUGGUUGCUUUGUGUGGCUGCAGAACCCGCAAAGCACCCGGGGCAUAUGAGCACAUCCGGCUCAAUGUACUGAGUUAAACAAGUAUCACUUGUUAUCUUCAAAUUAUCAGAAAUAGCCACAAGUGCCUGCAUCCUGGGGCCUGCUGUUCUUGAACUCCUUACAUGACUAAAAUAGCUUUGCAGGUGAAGCCCCUAUGGAGAUGUGGUGGAUGCGGAGAGUGGCUGGCAGUCAUCUGGGGAAUGUAUUUCACAGGGAGGUUGUAACUGUCCCCACAGCGGCAGCCCAGAGCUAGACUGCGCUCCGAAAAGGCCCUGUGUGUUCAACUCCAAGUCAUCUUUCACACCUGAAUAAUCCUAACUCUGCCCUGUGGAGACGUCUUGAGGGGCAGAAAGGAGAGAGGGGAGGUGUUAGGGACGGUUUGAGAGAACACGCCUGAUGUAAUAUCUUGAAGAUCAGGUUGAUCUGAUCUGGAUCCGAAACACUAACCUGCGCCCGUACCAGGUGAAGGCUGUUGCUGCCAGCAGAUGUAAGGUGGUUUUAGGGCCCAGCCUAUGGAUUGCCAGACCUCAGUGUGUCCAGAUUUCUUUUACUGACUCCAGAUUUCAGGCAUACACAGGCCUGCCUGCGAUGGGGGGUGCUGACAUUCUGCAGCUGGUGAUAACCACAUCCCUCUGAUGCUUCUCCCCUAAACGAGUGACGACUGCUAUCGCAGAGCUCAGCUGCUAGCUUAGGGCCCCAGUGAGAGCACCGUGCAGGGCCUACCUGAACGUGGGUUGUGGACAUGUCUGGGCUUUAGGAGGGCUCCUGGCAGCUGAAAGACAUCUUCUCCAGUGCAGUGACAGCCAAGCGGAGAAUGGUCUGGUGGCCAUGUUUCUGCUGGGAAGGAGGGGGCUGUGUGUCAGUAACAGCUUCUCAGGACCAGGGCCUGGGCAGAUGCAAGGGUGCAGGUGUCCUGAGCAGGGGUCACAGCAGAGCCCGUCCAAGGCUGGCGUAGAGGGGUUUUCUGGUGUGCGUGUGCUUAGCUCCUGGGAGAAUGUGCUGCUGAGCCUGACCCCUCUAUUCUUCUGGCUGCCAGGGGAACAGGUCUUCGCAGGACUGGAGGAACAAGCCCGCCAGGCCAUGAUGAAAACUGACUUUCCUGGGGCACUUGGGGACCCGCGGCCAGCUAUCCACCAGCUGCAAGAUCACGACUCCAGCAGUAGUGACAGCGAUGAAGAGGAGACCACGCAGGAUGAGGCCUCUUCCCACACCUCUGAGGAGGACAGAGCAGUGGUUAAAGUGAAAAAGGAACUGGAGAACACAGAGCAGCCUGUAGCCAGGACCCAACAUAUGGCAGAGAAUGAGGCGACAGAGAAUUUGAAUGCAGACCCCAUGCUGGGGCUGUCACAGUGCCCGCUUUGCCAGCUGGAGUGUGGCAGCAGAGAGCAGCUCAUUGCUCACGUGUACCAGCACACAGCAGCUGUGGUCAGCGCCAAGAGCUACAUGUGUCCUGUGUGUGGCAGAGCCCUCAGCUCCCCAGGAUCCCUUGGGCGGCACCUGCUGAUCCACUCCGAGGACCAGCUGUCCAACUGUGCCGUGUGUGGGGCUCGCUUCACCACCCACGCCACCUUCCACAGUGAGAAGCUGCCAGAGGUGCUUACUGCAGAUCACCUCCCCACCCCCCAUGCUGAGGGUCCCCCUGGUGCUGAGGGCAAAGACACUGCCUUCCACGGCCCUGUGUACCCUGCAGGCGUCCUCCUCGUGUGCAACAACUGCGCGGCCUACCGCAAGCUGCUGGAGGCGCAGGCCCCAGGCGUGCGUAAGUGGGCACUGCGACGGCAGAACGAGCCCCUGGAGGUGCGGCUGCAGCGCCUGGAGCGGGAGCGCACGGCCAAGAAGAGCCGGCGCGACAAUGAGACGCCGGAGGAGCGCGAGGUGCGGCGCAUGCGUGAUCGCGAGGCCAAGCGGCUGCAGCGCAUGCAGGAGACAGAUGAGCAGCGGGCACGGCGCUUGCAGCGGGACCGCGAGGCCAUGCGGCUGAAGCGUGCCAACGAGACCCCUGAGAAGCGGCAGGCGCGGCUCAUCCGGGAGCGCGAGGCCAAGCGGCUCAAGCGGCGCCUGGAGAAGAUGGACAUGAUGCUGCGGGCCCAGUUUGGCCAGGACUCCUCUGCCAUGGCAGCCUUGGCUGCCGAGAUGAACUUCUUCCAGCUGCCAGUGGGCAGCGUGGAGCUGGAGAGCCAGCUGCUGGGCAAGAUGGCUUUUGAGGAGCAGAGCAACAGCACCUUGCACUGAGGGCAGCCCAGGGACCGCGCCCCUCUGUUGCACGGCGCCAGCACCUUGCUCUGGGCAGCUCCAUGCCCCUAAGGGGCUCUGCAUGGGGCCUGGCUGCCCCUCCCGGGCCCAGGGACUGGCUCUGCCCCUGCCCAAGGGAGCAGUAUAGCACCAGGAGGUGUCUGCUUGGGCAGCACAGUUGGGCGUGGACUCUGGAGGCAGCCUGCCCUGGGGCCAAGCACAACCUGUGAACAGAGGGAAAAAUAAAUUAAUUUUAUGUACGAGUCCCCUUCACUGCAUGUUGCUUCCCUCUGGUGCUCAGGCCCCAUCUGGGCACCAGGUCCUGGCUGCCGUGGUUGCUGACAGGCCAUGUCCAGCCUUAGCUUUGUCUGGCUGGAGAGACCCCGCCAUGGUUCUCAGGACCAUGCUACUCCCACCCACUGGCAGGGGAAAUGACUCACCUGCCGGGUCUCUAACAGGGGGCAAUGAAGCCUGGAGAGCUGGACUCCUCCACUGCUGCCGGUGCACUGCUGUGCGUGCAGCACUGCAGUGAGGGGAGACUCUUCCUGUUCAGGGGGCUUUAGAGCACAGAGGAACACGCAAACUGAGGAAGGGAGCAGCAGGAGAACCUUGUUCUGUCAGUACAGAACCUGGGGAAGGGCUUUGCGGGCAACGCAGGAGCUUCCUGGACAUGUCAAGGCCCUGCAGAAAUGCUGGCCGGCAAAUGGGGAAACAGGAGUGCAGCUGCUGGGUCAGGGGGAGAGUACCAGCAUCCUGCCCUGUUGGACCAGGCGCAGGCCCCAACAGCAGCUAGCCUCUCACCCUGAUCCUGAUGCUGCCCUGCUGUGACCACGAACACCCCAGGCUGCUCGGAGAAGGAUGCUGCUCCCCACUCCCUGCCCUGGGGUGGGUCCCCAUGUGUUGGCGUGGGUGGGUGACCAGUUCUGGCCACAAGAGAAAUAUACUGGAGAGACAUCAAAGAAAAGCAGCUGAGGACAAACAGAUUUUCCACGCACACCCUGGUUACUGUGACCCAGAGGAGACCCUGCACAUGCCGGGACCACUGGAAUGGUGCAGAGGAAAGAGGAAGAGUGGUUGUUUUUUAGGAGAUGUUGGAGACAAACUCUCUGCGCCCUCCCCCUAUGGCUAGGCUGGGAUUUGAGGGUGCAGUGACAGAUGUUAUCUGGCACAGCCUAACAGCCUGCUAUAGACAGGGUAACGUACCCUUUACCACGAGCUACCCCAGAGAGGGGACAUCUCAGCAGCUUCAUGUCUCCUACCCAGUACUGACAUGCUAUGUGCCCUGCCUACCCCAUGAAGGCAUUUUAAAAAAAACACCUUAGUGUGAACUGGCUCUUCGACGAGUCAGCUCAGUAGUCACCCAAGCUCUGGGCCACACCAUGAAAUCUGUCUCAAUGCCCUGCCCUGGCUGUGUAUGGCCAAAGUUAAACCAAACAAGUCUCCUGAAUUCCUAGAAUUUUAGCGUGAGACCACUUUGCUCUGAAGCAUCCCCCAAAAGCGACAAUCCAUCCUUCAGGCUGCAGAGCUGGAACUGGGGCAGAAAGCACAGGAGGAACAUUCUUUCAGCAUCCUCAGGCUGACGGCGCGUGGUCUAAGGGACUCCCACCGCUUCCCUCUGAAAGGAUAGGAUGAUGAUGUGCCCGUUUCCCAGCUGUGAAAUAGGUGCAGGUCAGGCCACAAAUCUCAGGGCCCAGCACCUUGUACUGGCGUGUGUCCUUUCUCCUCUGGCAUUUCAUGCUAAAUGUCAAAUCUGGGAUUUACUAAGCAUACAGGAUACGCAGCCUGACUGCAGGGACUUUUUACACCUAUGCCUCCGACUCAGUGCUUGCCCUGCUGGAGGCAUGGGCUCUGUGAGCUGCCUUCACUCAGCAGCAGCUGCAGUCUCUUCUUUACUGGGUUUUAGAACCAAACCUCGAUUCCUGUAUGCACUACUUCAGGAUCUUCCUAAUGGAGCAACCGCAGUUAAAACAAGCAGGUGAAUCAGGUCCCUCUCCCAGAGCCAAGGCAGCUUUGUUUCCAAAAGAGCUUGUGCAUUCCGAUGCUGCCUGCUUGCCACAUUCUUGAGUUUGCAGGUGAAAAGUUGGUGACAAGGUAAAUACUCAGGAGAGCUCAGCUUCACAGCACAAGCCAGAUCGUGUCAGUAAAGCAGGUUGUUCAGACCCAUGUUUAAAUACAGCCGAACACAAGAACGUACAAAGAAUGUUGGCUGGACUUACAGGAAGCAGGACUUCAGCUUGGAAAUCAGCAACUUCAAGGCAGCAUGGGGAAGGCAGAGGAUGAGCAGCCCAGGCAGACACUCAGAACAGUGUGGUGGCAAAAAGGAUAAACUGAUCGUAGUCAGAGCCUGUCACUGCAUACAGGGAAAGAUCUUGAUACCAGAGGGCUCGCCAACCUAGGGGAAACAGUAUUAAAGAGCAUCAAAUGCUGGGAGCUGAGGCUAGACAAGGUCAAACUAGAAGCAGGCACAAGGUAACAAGGGUGAGGAAUGACUUACCAGGCAAUGUGCUGGAUUCUUCAGCAAGAGAUAGCUUUCAAACAGACGACCUCUAAACUACAUGCACUAGCUCAACCACAGCUACUGCUCCCAGAAUCCCCAUGGCUGGGUAAGAAGUUCCUCGGUCUGGUAGGCAAGUAGUCAGAUGAGCUAUCAUUAUUGUGACGUGCUUUCUGGUUUCACAGUUCAAGGCUUGCAAAAAUAAAAGCUUCACUUUGCCAUCAAAGGGUUUAUUAGAAGCUGAACUUUCUCACCAGUUCCAACCUCCUUUACGCCCGUUUGCAUUGUGCUUGGUGCCUACAUACCACAGUAACAAGGCCUGUAACAGCACGGAGGUUUUUGGAUAGCGAAGAGCACCGUACCAUCUGGCAGUAACAAGCACUGUCCUCGGGAGCUCCCAGCUGCUUGCACCCUGCUGCACUUGCCAUCCUGCCACCUGCUGUCUU